This is a messenger RNA of Aegilops tauschii subsp. strangulata, 606 nucleotides long. The record is from RefSeq and is a predicted model, not a curated record. NCBI's taxonomy places the organism in Eukaryota, Viridiplantae, Streptophyta, Magnoliopsida, Poales, Poaceae.
AUGGACGCCCCACCACCUCGCCGCUGGAUCGACGCCCCGCCGCCUGCCGUCGACGCUCGCCUCCCCGACCCCCUCACCGGCGGACUCCUCGAGCCUCGCCAGCGAACCCCUGCAUCGGGUCCAUCGUGGUGGUCGACGCACUCCGCGCACGCCCCUGACCAUCGCCCUGUACGCGCGCCAACCGCGCUCACCGUGGCCUCGCCUCGCUCGGCGUGCCGUUGCGCACGCCCGCAGCCGCGCCGAGCCGCACCCGCCGUGCUCCUCCUUCCCGGAGCGCUCUCACCUGCCGUGGCCCGCACCAUCACAGCCUCCCCUGCUGCCUCCAUCGCCGCCCGCUGCCGUCUUCCCCUGCCGCUCCCGCUGCGUGCUUGCUACUGCCCCGCUCGCUGCUCGCCAAUCGCCAUCGCCGCCGCACCCCCUGCUGCUCCCCCCCUGCGGCGGCCAAGCCCCGCGUCGCGCCCGGGGGCUCGCCCCCGCAGCUGCUGCCGCUGCUUCCUCGUCGUGCUGCUCACCGCCGACAGCCGCGCCGCCUCCGCGGCGCUCUCGCCGUCGGCCGCGGCCGUGCCCGAUGGUCGCGUCCGACGCCCGCGCCCAUUAGCCCGUUAG